Messenger RNA from Drosophila elegans, 424 nucleotides. RefSeq lists its product as uncharacterized. The record is from RefSeq and is a predicted model, not a curated record. The transcript has a single exon. The coding region runs from base 1 to 195 and encodes 64 amino acids. NCBI's taxonomy places the organism in Eukaryota, Metazoa, Arthropoda, Insecta, Diptera, Drosophilidae.
AUGCCCUGUUGUAAGCGUACCGAUGUCCGGAGGGUGUGCCGGCCGAUGCCGUCGCUCCUUGCCCGGCUCAACUGUACGCCGUGCAACCGCGUCCUGUUCUUCGUGAUCGGGGUGGGACUGGGCGUGCUCUUCGUGCGCAACAAGGACAACAAGGGCAAGGACCAGAAGAAGGUCGAUGGCAAGGGCAAGAAGUAACGACAAUCCAUCUCGGCCAGUGGGAUUUCAUCCUAUCCAAUCUGAUCGAUAUUGCAACUUCUGGAACACCUUCAAUCAAGUGGCCAAAGCGACCAAGACAAAUGCCAUUCGAUAAGUUUGUCCGCCGAAGUAUCAAUGAACAUGAAAUUUCUGUCGAUAAAUUUAUCUAUAGAGCAAUUUGUCAAUCGAACAACUACCCACCAUAUAAUAGACGGAUUUCUUCGAUUGA